AUGGGGGCGUACAGAACAGACGAUGAUUAUGAUUAUUUGUUCAAGGUGGUGUUGAUCGGAGACUCUGGGGUUGGGAAAUCGAACCUGCUGUCGAGAUUUACCAGGAACGAGUUUAGCCUCGAAUCCAAAUCCACCAUCGGUGUUGAGUUCGCCACUAGGAGUAUUCGAGUCGAUGAUAAGGUGGUCAAGGCCCAAAUUUGGGACACUGCUGGACAAGAAAGUGUUGAUUUUGUUAUAUGCAAUUUUGAAAUGAUAAUGCUGGUUAGUAACAUUAGAAAACAUGUUUCGGGCUCAACCUUUUUUGCUAGCGUUGGUGCAGCACUUUUCUUGUUUCAACAGUUGGCUGGGAUCAAUGUUGUUGUAUACUAUUCAACUUCUGCAUUCCGUAGUGCGGGGAUUGCCUCUGAUGUUUCAGCAAGUGCUCUUGUUGGAGCCGCAAAUGUCUUUGGUUAG
This is a messenger RNA of Humulus lupulus (European hop), 453 nucleotides long. Its product is annotated as ras-related protein RABA1f-like. Gene Ontology annotation, molecular function: transmembrane transporter activity; GTP binding; GTPase activity. The record is from RefSeq and is a predicted model, not a curated record. Gene Ontology annotation, cellular component: membrane; endosome. The transcript is spliced from 3 exons. Bases 1 to 453 code for a protein of 150 amino acids. Gene Ontology annotation, biological process: transmembrane transport. NCBI's taxonomy places the organism in Eukaryota, Viridiplantae, Streptophyta, Magnoliopsida, Rosales, Cannabaceae.